GUUCUCUUGAUUUCCACACAUUCCAAAAUCCCAAACGAAGCAUUGCAUCCGAUACCUUUUCAUCCUCAACCCUGCCUUCCCUUGCAAAUUUUCUCUAUUCAGAAAGUUUAUAGAAUCAUCGACAUGUUUCGGUAGAGCCUCAUUCGAUCCGGGGUCGUAGCUGAUUACAGAUUGGGUCUGUGAUCCUGCCACUGGGGUCUUGAUCCUUCCUAUCACCAGCAGCCGAAUGGUUAAAGUUCGAGUAUCAGAAACCGAGCUAGGUUGCUAAAUGCUUAAGGUGAGCGAAUGGAUAAGAGCGGGCUCGAUGAAACUGAUAAAGUCAUAACCAUAAUAAGAGGAGAUGGAGAAGGGGAAGAGCUGCCGAAUGCUGCAAAACAGCCCUUCACUCAAGGCGGGGCACAGUGUUCGCAAGCGUUGGGGAAUAAAGAGAAAAAGCGGUCCUGGUUGUCGAGUUUAAGCAUGAAGUCUGUACUGUCUCGGCCGCUGAAGUUUAGGGAUUCACUGAAGAAGAUGACCAAGAGCCAAAGCACAAAAAUGUAUCUAGAGGGAGUCCCCGAUAAUCCAAAGGAAGUGCAAAUUGUCGGUUCCUUUCGGGAACUGCUCUUUCUCGAGGGCCAUACUCCAGGGAAACAAAUUAACAACGACACGCUUUUGCGGUUUCUAAGAAUGAGGGACUUUGAUGUUUGGAAAGCAAAAGAAGUUUUUCUCAACUAUCUUAAGUGGAGGGAAGACUAUGGGGUCGAGGCGAUUGCAAAGGAGUUCAAGUUUGAAGAGUACUCUGAGGUAAAGAAGUGUUAUCCUCAGGGAUAUCAUGGCGUUGAUAGAUAUGGUAGGCCGAUAUAUAUCGAAAGGAUUGGCAUGGUGGACCUCAAUUCUCUGCUGCAAGUGAUUACUAUAGAUAGGUUGGUUAGAUAUCAUGUAUCGGAACAAGAGAAGACACAAAAUCUGAGGUACCCGGCAUGUUCAAUUGCAGCAAAGAGGCAUGUAGCGUCCACAACAAGUAUUUUAGACGUUAAGGGAGUGGGGAUGUUGAAUUUCUCAAAGCCCGCCAGAUAUCUCUUCAUGGAGAUUCAGAAAGUCGACAGUAAUUACUACCCAGAGACGUUGCAUAGGCUCUUCAUUGUCAAUGCUGGAUCCGGGUUCAAGGUGCUGUGGAAAGCCCUCAAUGCUUUUCUUGAUGCGCGUACAUUGGUUAAGAUCCGAGUGCUGGGAUGUGACUAUCUCAACGAUCUCCUCGAAGUUAUCGAUCCUAUAAACUUGCCGAGUUUUCUGGGUGGAAAUUGCACAUGCUCCGACUAUGGUGGUUGCUUGUUUAGCGACAAAGGACCGUGGCAUAAUCCAGAGAUCGUAGAGAUGCUUCAGGAAUUUUCAUCUGCAGGAGAAGAAAACACCAAUGGGAUUCAAAGUGUAGUUCCUGAAGAUAACUCGGUUCCUAUUUCUAGGGAUUCUCAGGAGGAUGCUGGAACAAAAGACGUGAACGGGACGUUCUUGCAGAAGAUCCAAGCUCUGGAAGAUGUCCUGGGGGACAUCAAGACAGUGAGUUGUAAUCGCCCUCUCAUCAUGAAAUCGUCCGCAAACUUUUCUUUUCAUCAAAGUCCUUCGCUUCCUUUGGCAAAAGCCAAAAAAAAAGAGCAUUUACAUAUCCAAAUUGUAUUGAUCUUCAUUUGGCAGAAAAUCCAAGCACUGGAAGCUGCACUCGAGAAUACUAAGAUGGUAACGAGUCCUGUUAAUUCACAACCUCUCUGUCCCCGGCGAGUUCAUGUCCUUUGUGCUCUUUCUUAUCUUCCGGAUCGCCUUUGACAGGUUCUGCAAGGACUAUCACAGGAAAUAGAAACAAUGAAGACUUGAAAAAAUCGGCAAGUUUACUAACACGAAUUUCACCAGCCGUAAUUAUACUCAUCUUCUCAUGUUCUAUUGCUAUUGAUUCCUGAGUUUUAUUGACACCAAGAUUCUCUAACAUAUACACUGGCCCAGUAACUCGAGAGAACGACUUCGGAAGCCAUUUCUGCGUGCACCAAGUUAGUCGACUCUCCUUAAUUUCUCCUUCAUCUUUUCCUUAGUCCAGGGUUCUGUUUUUCUCUUCAAAUGUGGAUUGAAUUUUGACAGGUUGUCUUGCCUUAAACUUUGUAUCAUGUGAAUCAGUGUCCUUCUGCGGGGAGAAUUCUGAUGAUGCAGCUGUGUUCUUGGAUGGCUAUCGUCAAAUGCUCGUCUUUUCAACCUUAAAAGCUGCCCAAGUUUCAAAGACCAAGAGCCAUUUCAAAUUCCUGCAAACUUGGAGGGAGGGGAAGCUACAGAGAGAGAGAGAGAGAGAGAGAAACGCCGACCGUGAUGAAAGGCGAGGCCGAAACCUCGGCCUUUCUUGAUUUUCUUUUGAAAUCACCUUUGGAAUCAGAGUGAGAAUCGACUCCAUUUACGUGAGCAUUGCAUGGACCAAAUCUCUAUAUAGAUCGAGCCGAUCGCAUUCCGAGAAUCUGCAAAGAUCCAUGCUCGUCCAGACAAGCUAUUGAACAUCUGGUGUCGUGGAGCUGUCACUCGCCCGUUUUUUCGGUUUUUAUGGUUGCAAUGAUGUGUGUGGACGGAUGAAGAGAGCAAGAUGUGGGGGCCCCCGGCGAUAGUGGGGGAAGGGGAAGGUGGGGCCCUCCCUUGAUGAUUUUGCUUAAUCAGAAGUGGGGCCCCGGCGCAUUUGAUAGGGCUCCGCCUCCCACCGCCGUGUUAAGGACGCGGAUGGCGGUGCCAUUCAAUACCCACCUUUAUUUAAAAAAAAAAUACCAACCUUUAUU
Messenger RNA from Syzygium oleosum, 2780 nucleotides. RefSeq names its product phosphatidylinositol/phosphatidylcholine transfer protein SFH11. The record is from RefSeq and is a predicted model, not a curated record. Lineage: Eukaryota; Viridiplantae; Streptophyta; Magnoliopsida; Myrtales; Myrtaceae. The transcript has 9 exons. Bases 286 to 1800 code for a protein of 504 amino acids.